CCACAAGUUCAGGGAGGGUGAGGCUCUCACCACGUUGCUCACGGAGACGGAGACAUGGCGAGCGGCAGUAGCAGUGGCAGCGGCCUGCCCAGCGACCUUUUCCCCUUCGUCUACAGCUUCUUGCUGGAGAACAAAUUCGUGAAGGCGGCCGCGGAGUUCGUGAAGAAAGCCAAAGUGAAGGUGCCAGACCCUGAUGGGCCCAAGCUGUUGGAUGUGUACAAUGUGUGGGUCAAGUCACCCGAGUCGCGCAAGAGAAAGGCGCAGUCCGUUAUGACGGAGCAGCCGACUGCCAGCAAGCGACAACGCACUGCCGAUCCCUCCAGCUCGUCGGAGAGCUCCGACACAGAGGAUGAAAAACCAGCGACAGCCAGUGGUGCCAAAGAUGGAAAACCGAGCAAUGGUAUGGCUGUUAAGAAAGAAGCAGCACCUCUUGUCAAAGGUAACGGCGCGCCAAAGCAGAAAGACGUUUCAAGCAGCGACAGUUCGGACGACUCUGAAGACGAGAAGCCAGCAGCAAAGAAACAAGCAAAAUCUGGAGCCUAUAGCGCAGUGCCUCCUCCCUCUGUAUUAAACAAGUCUUCGAGUGCAACUCCGGCCUCCAAGGCACCACCACCCCCCGCCUCUUCUGCCAAGGGAAAGGCCUCUUCGUCCAGUUCGGAUAGUGACUCCGAUUCCAGCAGCUCCGAUGAUGAAAAGAAAAAUAAAUCUCCCACAGCUGGCGUGGCACCGGCCACCGCAGCAGUGAAAGUGACUCCGGCGAAGGCGGCGAAGAGCGAUUCGAGCUCUGACGAAGAAAGCGACGAGCCCGAUGAAAAAAAGAAAACCGUCAAAAAGGUGACCAAGAAAGCAAAAAAAACCCCAGCUAAAGCAAAAUGCCCUGAAAAAAAAGAUGUCGUUGCUAAGUCUCAGAAGAAAAAAGCUGCAGCAACUCCAGUAGCAAAAGCAUCGAAUGAAAACAAAAAAACGCCACAGAAAACAACAAAAACAAAACCCCAGAGCAGUAGUUCGGACAGCUCCAGCAGUGACGAAGAAGAUGAGAAGGCCAAAAAACCUGCAGCUGUUACAACCCCCAAACCUCCCCCAGCUAAGGCAGAGGUAGUGGGCCCUGCCAGUGCAGUCAAAGCCAGCAGCAGCGAUUCUUCUGAUAGCUCCAGUAGUGAUGAGGAGCCGAAAAAAAAGACCACAACCCCUGCCUCAACGCCGACUGUGAAAAAACCAGCAGCAAAAACUCCAGCUGCAGCAAAGACCGCACCUGCAGCGAAAAGCCCAGCAGCCAAGAAAGAGGGCAGCUCUGAUUCCGAUGAUAGUUCCGACAGUGACGAGGAGCCAAAGAAACCGGCCACUCCAGCAACAAAAGCGGUAGCUGUGAAAAACACGCCUUCAAAAGCAAAGACACCAGCAGCAACGAAGACACUACCUGCAGCAAAAAGUCCAGCCGCCAAGAAAGACAGCAGCUCUGAUUCCGACGAUAGUUCUGACAGUGACGAGGGGUCAAAGAAACCGGCCACUCCAGCAACAAAAGCGGUAGCUGUGAAAAACACGCCUUCAAAAGCACCAAAAACACCAGCAGCAUCGAAGACACCACCUGCAGCGAAAAGCCCAGCAGCCAAGAAAGACAGCAGCUCUGAUUCCGACGAUAGUUCCGACAGUGACGAGGAGCCAAAGAAACUGGCCACUCCAGCAACAAAAGCGGUAGCGGAGAAAAACACGCCUUCAAAAGCAGCAAAGACACCAGCAGUAGCAAAGACCGCACCUGCAGCGAAAAGCCCAGCAGCCAAGAAAGAGAGCAGCUCUGAUUCUGACGAUAGUUCCGACAGUGACGAGGCGCCAAAGAAACCGGCCACUCCGGCAACAAAAGCGGUAGCGGAGAAAAACACACCUUCAAACGCAGCAAAGAAACCAGCAGCAGCGACGACACCACCUGCAGCGAAAAGCCCAGCAGCCAAGAAAGAGAGCAGCUCCGAUUCUGACGAUAGUUCUGACAGUGAUGAGGAACCUAAGAAAGUGGCCACUCCAGCAACAAAAGCGGUAGCGGAGAAAAACAAUCCUUCAAAAGCAGCAAAGACACCAGCAGCAGUGAAGACACCACUUGCAGCGAAAAGCCCAGCAGCCAAGAAAGACAGCAGCUCUGAUUCCGACGAUAGUUCUGACAGUGAUGAGGAACCUAAGAAAGUGGCCACUCCAGCAACAAAAGCGGUAGCGGAGAAAAACACUCCUUCAAAAGCAGCAAAGACACCAGCAGCAGCGAAGGCACCACCUGCAGCAAAAAGUGCAGCAGCCAAGAAAGACAGCAGCUCCGAUUCCGACGACAGUUCUGACAGUGACGAGGAGCCAAAAAAGACGACUACACCAGGAUCAAAGGCAGAGAAGAAAGCUCCCGUGAAAAAGACUGCAAAGUCUGCGACGACUCCUGCAAAGAAAGGCAAGUUGAGUUCAAGCAGUGAAAAGAAGACCAAAAAAAAAGCUGCAACAACGCCAGCUGUUAACUCUGUAGUGGAGAAAAAAACUCCAAAAAAGAAUGCUGUGCAGACUCCUGCAGCUGACAAGAAAGACAGCAGUUCUGAUUCAGAUAGUUCUGAUGAUGAGGCAGAGCCAAAGAAAGUCACUCCUCCCACAGAACAAUCUAUCUCCGCUUCUGCAACAAAGCCAGCCAAAUCACCGGCUACAGCAAAGAAGCCAGUAACUGAGAAGAAGGAAAGCAGCUCAGAUUCCGACAGCUCUGACAGUGACGAAGAUGAAAAUAAAUCGAAGAAAGAGGUAAAACCUUCCAUGAAUACAUCGGUUUCGGCCCAGGCCACCCCAGCAAAGCCCAACGUGGCUCCUGCCAAGAAGCAAGAGAGCAGCUCGGACUCUGACAGCUCAAGCAGUGAGGACAAAAGUCCCGCAAAUAGCAAGUCGGCCGUAAAGGGUACCCCUGUUGCUACUCCUGUGGCGACGAAGCCAAAUGGGAAGUCUCCAGCCAGCAAGACCACCAAGGCGGAUGGCAGCAGCUCUGACAGCUCCUCUUCGUCGGAGGAUGAAGAUGACAAAGCAAAGGCUGCGGGAACUCCCAAGCCAGUCGCGGCAGAUAAUGCCAAGACUUUGUCGGGGAGUGUGAAUGGAAAAAGGAAACGAAAUAGCAUCUCUGCUUCAGAAGACGCAGAUGAAAAGAAUUUGUUGGAUGCGAUGUCUACCCCGUUAAAAAAGGAGAAGCUGAAGACACCACAGACCGUCCCCAAGGCUUCGAAAAAGCAGAAGGCAAAUGGCAACACUCCGUUCAGGCGUGUGAAUGACGACGACGUGGAGAUUGACCCACGUCUCAGCAACAACUCGUUUGACGCGAAGGCCGGUGCUAAAGGCGACUGGGGUGAGAAGGCAUUUCAUGACCUCAAAGUGACCAAGGGCAAGUCCUUUAAACACGAGAAGACAAAGAAGAAGCGAGGCAGCUACAGGGGAGGGCAAAUCAACAUGACUGCCGUCAACUCUGUCAAAUUUGACAGCGAAUAAAUCGGCGUGCGCAGAGAUUUCAGGAGAAACUGCAAAUGUGAUGUCGCUCCAUUAAUCCUGCGCAUUCCUUGUUUUUAACCCCCAGUCUCGGAGUCUAUUUCCUAAUUUCAGAAUAGUGUGCAUUAAUUAAACAUGCUUCUAUUUGAAUGGGAGGAAUACCUAAACGUUUAAAAUUUUACUUUUGGGAGGUAGAACUAAAGUUUGAGAAACCCUGCUGUCAUUUUUCUGAAAAGUAAUGUUACAUUUUCCUUAAAUGAAUGUGGUGGUUUUAUUUAAUUUUUACAGUAGUGGUCAACUGCCUUAAAUAAUUAUGUUUUUUUGGAAGUUUAGUCUUGUUAUUCAGAGAAUUAAUUUGUUUCCAAUGUGUAUUUUUUUGAAAUGUUAGCAGAAUCAGUCACAGCAAGUUCAUGUAUUGGUUUCUUAAAAUAAAUAUUUGACAAAAUA
Lethenteron reissneri (Far Eastern brook lamprey) is the source of this 3930-nucleotide messenger RNA. RefSeq names its product nucleolar and coiled-body phosphoprotein 1 (gene NOLC1). Gene Ontology annotation, molecular function: protein binding. The record is from RefSeq and is a predicted model, not a curated record. NCBI's taxonomy places the organism in Eukaryota, Metazoa, Chordata, Hyperoartia, Petromyzontiformes, Petromyzontidae. Gene Ontology annotation, cellular component: nucleolus; nucleoplasm.